This is a messenger RNA of Solanum pennellii, 2028 nucleotides long. RefSeq names its product ras-associated and pleckstrin homology domains-containing protein 1-like. Gene Ontology annotation, biological process: actin filament polymerization. Gene Ontology annotation, cellular component: cytoplasm; actin filament. Gene Ontology annotation, molecular function: actin binding; microtubule binding. NCBI's taxonomy places the organism in Eukaryota, Viridiplantae, Streptophyta, Magnoliopsida, Solanales, Solanaceae. Bases 1 to 2028 code for a protein of 675 amino acids. The record is from RefSeq and is a predicted model, not a curated record. The transcript is spliced from 12 exons.
AUGAAUGUUUGCAGUCUUUGUAGUACAGUAGCGGAUCAUAACAAGCAUUGUGAUAAUCCUUGUAUAAUGAAAAACUACUUUGUUACACGUACAUUUGAGUUGAUGGUGAAUCAUUAUGGAUAUGACUUGGUGAAAGAAGUAGUACUAAGAAAUCAUGAAAUUAACUCAACGGAUUUGAAGGUGUGGAUAUCUACGGAAAUAGUAGAUAUUAAACGAAUGAAUGAAUUUUCCAGUGUGAUUUUCGCAAAUUCAAAUCUGGAUUCCGAUCCGGAUGUACCUCCGAAUAUGGUUGAUAGAGCUCAUCGGGCUGGAAAAGCUCGGAGAAAAGGAGCUAGUUUUUCGGCGAAUCCUGUUCAAGGAGGAGUUUCAAAGGCUCCGGCAGCUGAUACUGCAGAAGAAGCUGGUGAUGAAGAAGCAGCUGCUGCUGAUGAUACUGAUCCACCUCCUCAACCAGCAGCUCAAUUGUCUACUCAAGCUCGUAAUACUGUUAUAGCAGGUUCUGCUGUAAAAGAAGCUAUUGUAGAAGAAGCUGAUGAAGCUCCUGAAGAAGAAGCUGAUGAAGAAGCUGAUGCUGCUGAUGAUACUGAUCCACAUCCACCACCACCUCCUCCACCAGCAGCUCAAUUGUCUGCUCAAGCUCGUAAUACUUUUACAGCAGGUUUUGCUGUAGAAGAAACUAUUGUAGAAGAAGUUGAUGAAGCUGCUGAUGAAGAAGCAGCUGCUGUUGAUUAUACUGAUCUACGUCCACCACCACCUCCUCCGCCGGCAGCUCAAUUGUCUGCUCAAGCUCCUAAAGUUGUUACAACUCAAUUGUCUGCUCAAGCUCGUAAUACUGUUACAGCAGCUGUAGAAAAAGCUAUUGUAGAAGAAGUUGAUGAAGCUGCUGCUGAUGAUGAUACUGAUCCACGUCCACCGCCACCUCCUCCACCAGCAGCUCAAUUGUCUGCUCAAGCUCCUAAUGCUGUUACAACUCUUGAAAACAAUUAUUGUAAUGAACCUAACAAUGCAGGUUUUGCUGUAGAAGAAGCUAUUCUAGAAAAAGCUGAUGAAGCUGCUGAUGAAGAAGUUGAUGAAGAAGCUGCUGAUGAUGAUGAUACUGAUCCACGUCCACCACCACCUCCUCCACCAGCAGCUCAAUUGUCUGCUCAAGCUCCUAAUGUUGUUACAGCUCAAUUGUCUGCUCAAGCUCGUAAUACUGUUACAGCAGGUUCUGCUGUAGAAGAAGCUAUUGUAGAAGAGGCUGAUGAAGGUGCUGAUGAAGAAGUUGCUGCUGAUGAUGAUACUGAUCCACGUCCACCACCACCUCCUCCACCAGCAGCUCAAUUGUCUGCUCAAGCUCCUAAUGUUGUUACAGCUCAAUUGUCUGCUCAAGCUCGUAAUACUGUUACAGCAGGUUCUGCUGUAGAAGAAGCUAUUGUAGAAGAAGCUGCUGAAGCUGCUGAUGAAGAAGCUGCUGAUGGUGGUAAUACUGAUCCACGUCCACCACCGCCUCCUCCACCAGCAGCUCAAUUGUCUGCUCAAGCUCCUAAUGCUAUUAACACUCUAUUGUCUGCUCAAGCUCGUAAUACUGUUACAGCAGGUUUUGUUGUAGAAGAAGCUAUUGUAGAAGAAGCUUAUGAAGCUGCUGCUGAAGAAGCUGAUGAUGAUGAUAAUACUGAUCCACAUCCACCACCAAUUGAAAACAAUUAUUGUAAUGAACCUAACAAUGCAGGUUCUGCUAUAGAAGAAGCUAUUGUAGAAGAAGCCGAGGAAGCUUCUGAUGAAGAAGCUGAUGAUGUUGAUAAUACUGAUCCACGUCCACCACCACCUCCUCCACCAGCAGCUCAAUUGUCUGCUCAAGCUCCUAAUGCUGUUACAGCUCAAUUGUCUGCUCAAGCUCUUAAUACUGUUACAGCAGAAGAAGCUGUUGUAGAAGAAGUUGUUAAUGAUUUUACUGCUGAUGAUGAUCCACGUCCACCACCUCCACCACCUGCUCUAGCUCAAUCUCCUGGGUCAUCUGCUCAAGCUCCGGCGGUUGAAGGUACAUGA